AUGAAUGUUCUUGCUAUUUAUUCACAUAUAACAAUGAAUGUAACAUGUGGAGUCUUUAAUGAUGAAGAUGAACAUAUAAUAACAACAGGAACUGUUGUGAUAUUAACAAUACAUUUACAUCGUGAAAAUAUGGCAUCUAUUUUUAAUGAUGAUUCAACGAAACAUUCUGAUGGUAAUAAUAAUAAUGAUGAUGAAAAUCGAAUAAAUGAACAAAUAUUUCAACGAUCUCAAAGAUUAUCAAAUAAAACAAAAAUUCGACAUAAUGAUAAUGAAGAAGAUAUAUUUCUUGAACGAUUUCAACAACAACAUGAUGAAGAAGUUGAAGUCAAAUUUUCAGCACCGAAAAGACCUGGUCAUUAUGUUUAUUCAGUUAUAUUAAGAUCUCAUUCAUAUUUUGAUGUUGAUUUUGAUGUUCAAGAAGCUAAAGAAGUUGUUGACAAUCAUUCGCAAUGGAAUUUUAGUGAUGAUGAUGAUGAAGGAAUGAAUAAUGAAGUUAAAGACAAUGAGUUUACAACUGAAAGUGACAGUGACAAAGACUAG
Molecule: messenger RNA, 540 nt
Organism: Rotaria sp. Silwood1
Lineage: Eukaryota; Metazoa; Rotifera; Eurotatoria; Philodinida; Philodinidae
Source: the annotation of a GenBank genome assembly